This is a messenger RNA of Hyla sarda, 1746 nucleotides long. RefSeq names its product guanine nucleotide-binding protein G(s) subunit alpha-like. Gene Ontology annotation, molecular function: D1 dopamine receptor binding; ionotropic glutamate receptor binding; insulin-like growth factor receptor binding. Gene Ontology annotation, biological process: sensory perception of chemical stimulus; adenylate cyclase-activating dopamine receptor signaling pathway. The record is from RefSeq and is a predicted model, not a curated record. The coding region runs from base 513 to 1706 and encodes 397 amino acids. Gene Ontology annotation, cellular component: heterotrimeric G-protein complex. NCBI's taxonomy places the organism in Eukaryota, Metazoa, Chordata, Amphibia, Anura, Hylidae. The transcript has a single exon.
CAAGCACAAAACCGAUCACCGGGCCUGGAGGCUUAGUACAGGGGCUCCUCGGUUUGGGGGUCCCCGUCCGUCAGAAUUGAUUAACCCAUUCAGUGCCAAACUAUUCCCACAUUGCGGGCUGAUCACUAUCGGGGUGCUCCCCCCAGUGUGUCCUCCCCCCGGACCGAUUGAUGAGAGGGGAGAUACCGGUGUGCGGUGGAAUUCUGCGACCCAAGUAAACGUGUGACCGCUCCUCCCCUCAGAUCUCCGGAGUUAUCCGAAGCUACACCGGGCAGGAAGAAGAGGAGAGAGGGGGAGGCACCCUGACCACCGGCCGCCCUUCUCGCCGCUAUUAGGGGGCCUCCUCUGCAUACUGUGAAUUUGGGGCGUGUGACCCCCGGGCGGCCAUGACUGACACCCAUCGGGCGGGGAGGGCCGCGGCCUAGUUUUGCCUCCUCCGAGCGGGUUCUCCUGAGCGCUAGGCCGGGUGACAGUGACGGGCGGAGCGCUGGGUGAGCUGUGCGGGGAGGACGAUGAGCUGUGCGGGGAGCAGUGAGGAGAAGGCGCGGCGGAAGGCCAACAAGAUCGACAAACAGCUGCGGGAGGACGGGCGGGUGUACCGGGACACGUACAGGCUGCUGCUGCUGGGGGCCGGAGAGGCCGGGAAAAGCACAAUAAUGAAGCAGAUGAGAAUGCUCCAUGUGAAGGGCUUUACCUCAGACGAGACAAACAUACAAGCCCAAGCUAUAAAGAAUAACAUCAAAGAGGCCAUUGAAACCAUAGUAACAGCAAUGGGCCUUCUGUCCCCUCCAGUGGAGCUGGCGAAUCCACACAACCAGUCCCGAAUCGAUUAUAUCACAAAUUUACCGAGUCACAAGGAUUUUGACUUUCCAACAAUUCUGUGGAGAAAAGUCAUGGCUGGAUGUAAUGAAGGUCCGAGCAAGACCGAGAAGGAUUCCAUGAAGAUACCUCGUGAGUUUUAUGACCAUACAAAAGCGCUAUGGCAAGAUGAAGGGGUUAAAGCCUGCUACGAAAGAUCCAACGAGUAUCAUCUAAUCGACUGCGCACAGUAUUUUCUGGACAAAAUCGACAUUGUACAACAGAAGGACUACACACCGACUGACCAGGAUUUACUACGAUGCAGAGUCCGGACAUCAGGAAUAAUCGAAACCAAGUUUCAACUUGGCAAAGUGAACUUUCACAUGUUUGAUGUUGGCGGCCAACGCGGUGAACGCAGAAAAUGGAUGCAGUGCUUUAAUGAUGUGACUGCCAUUAUAUUCGUGGUCGACAGCAGCAGCUAUAAUCUGGUGAUCCGGGAGGACAAUACGACCAACAGACUCCACGAAGCACUAAACCUCUUCAAGAGCACCUGGAACCAUAGGUGGCUGCAGACCAUUUCAGUCAUUCUCUUCUUGAAUAAACAAGAUCUACUUGCAGAGAAAGUUCUGGCUGGAAAAUACAAAAUUGAGGACUACUUUCCAGAUUUUGGUCAUUACACCACCCCAGAUGAUGCAGUUCCAGAACCCGGGGAGGACCCGAGAGUCACAAGGGCCAAGUAUUUUAUUAGAGAUGAGUUUCUUAGAAUCGUUACAGCAAGUGUGAGCGGGUGGCACUACUGUUACCCUCACUUCACGUGUGCAGUGGAUACCGCGAAUAUUCUUAGGGUUUUUAAUGAUUGUCGCGACAUUGUCCUAAGAAUGCAGCUCUGUCAAUACAAACUGAUAUGAUGGAGAUACUGUAUUCUAAAGAAAAAAAAUUGUUCCCUUU